Molecule: messenger RNA, 393 nt
Organism: Rasamsonia emersonii CBS 393.64
Lineage: Eukaryota; Fungi; Ascomycota; Eurotiomycetes; Eurotiales; Trichocomaceae
Product: MFS transporter, SP family, sugar:H+ symporter
Exons: 2
Coding region: 1-393 (130 amino acids)
Source: RefSeq, a predicted model, not a curated record
AUGGCAGACGAGAAACCCUUCAGCGAGCACGACGAGCAGGCAAAAACAGAGGAACCACUCCAACUCGACGUCCCGCGAGUAACAUGGUACAAACACCCGGGCCUGCGGAAACUCUACCUGAUGAUGCCCAUCCUGUUCCUAGGGGCGACGGUGAAUGGCUACGAUAGGAGUUUGCUUAAUGGACUGCAGACGUUACAGCCGUGGCAGGAAUAUAAUAAUCACCCGACCGGCUCGCGACUCGGCCUGUUCAACGCCAUCUACAACAUUGGCGGUCUCUGUGCCCUGCCGUUCAGUAGCUACGCGGCUGAUAUUAGGGGUGGGCCUAGCUUGCCUGCAGGAACCCUAUGUCGAGAGGGAUUUUCGGCAUGGGGGAUAUCUACUAUACUGGCCUGA